AUGUAUGCGUCUACGACGCAAUCUUUUCAACAAGCCGAUGACUACUAUCAAAAUCCACCUUGGCAAAAACUUCUAUGGGUAAAACAAAACUACCCAGAUAAUUAUGUCGACAAUACCUUCCUAGAAGAACUACAAAGAAACGUCAAUGUGAGAAGUUAUAAUUAUUGGACAAUGGUUUAUGAAUCAGGCGUAAUCACACAACAUAUUAGUACUGUUGUGAUCUUUAUUGCUAUUUUUGUUUAUUUACAGGAUCACAUUCUGUCUGGCCAACAUUUAAUCUGGGUUGGCACUUUUUUGACAGGUUUUGGAUAUAUUUUUUGGGACUGGAUGAUGGUGAAGACACAAAGUGAUUACGAAUUUAAAAGACAGAGAGUAGCAAAGAGUGCAUUUUUCUUUUUUAUCACCUUAUUAGGUUUAUCGCCUAUUUUAAAAACAUUGACAAGUCAAACGAGUGAUGAUACCAUUUGGGCUUUAACUGUUUGUUGCUUUUUGACAAAUAUUUUAUUUCAUGACUAUCAUGCACCACAAGCCAACAACAGUAUACAAAUACCCGGCUCAUUAUCAACCAAUGCAGCUAUUUUCGCUUCAGUCUUAUUAGCUUCUCGAUUAGAUACAAAUAUUGAUGUAUUUGGAUUAUUAUCUUUUGCGGUAGAAUGGUUUUCAUUAUUUCCUAUUUUUAGAAGACAAUUAAGGAAUUUCAGUCAAUAUAUACAAAUCGCUAUGACAUUAAUUUUAUUAUUGUCUUGUAUAAUUUUGUUCAUUUAUAUCUCAAAGGCAGUUGUCAUUAUUUAUAUUCUUGGAUUUUCAUUUAUAACCAUCAUUUGUCCUUAUUGGUUAAUAUUCAUUCAAAAAUACAAAAAUGAAAUUCACGGUCCUUGGGAUGAAGCAAGACCACGUUUACAAAGACGACAUAGAAAGAAAAAUCAAUCCUAA
Molecule: messenger RNA, 933 nt
Organism: Cokeromyces recurvatus
Lineage: Eukaryota; Fungi; Mucoromycota; Mucoromycetes; Mucorales; Mucoraceae
Product: phosphatidylinositol N-acetylglucosaminyltransferase subunit C
Exons: 6
Coding region: 1-933 (310 amino acids)
Biological process (GO): GPI anchor biosynthetic process
Cellular component (GO): glycosylphosphatidylinositol-N-acetylglucosaminyltransferase (GPI-GnT) complex; membrane
Source: RefSeq, a predicted model, not a curated record